Messenger RNA from Cynara cardunculus var. scolymus (artichoke), 1790 nucleotides. RefSeq names its product trihelix transcription factor PTL-like. NCBI's taxonomy places the organism in Eukaryota, Viridiplantae, Streptophyta, Magnoliopsida, Asterales, Asteraceae. The transcript has 2 exons. Bases 1 to 1626 code for a protein of 541 amino acids. The record is from RefSeq and is a predicted model, not a curated record.
AUGGAGGAACAGUAUGGGAUCACGGAUCUGACUCACUACAUGAACGGAAGGCCCAUCUUCACGGCCGUCCCACAGCCACCACCUCAGCCUCAGCCUCCUCAUGAUCUUCACUACGAUAUGGUGAUGUUGGGAGGUGGCGGUGGUGGUGCUGGUGGGAUGCUGUUUCGAUCUGAUUCCACCACUGGUACAGGCUCAACCACUGCUAGUCUUAGUGCCGGGGGUGGUUUAGAGAUGGAACUUGGUGGUGGUUUGGAGAUGGAAAUUGGCGGUGGUGGAUGUGGUGGUGGAAAUGGAAGGUGGCCGAGGCAAGAAACUCUAACACUUCUGGAGGUCAGAUCAAGGCUUGAUUCUAAGUUCAAAGAAGCUAAUCAGAAAGGCCCUUUGUGGGAUGAAGUUUCCAGGAUAAUGUCUGAGGAACAUGGGUAUCAAAGAAGUGGGAAGAAGUGCAGAGAGAAGUUUGAGAACUUGUACAAGUAUUACAAGAAGACUAAGGAAGGGAAAGCUGGAAGGCAAGAUGGGAAACAUUACAGGUUUUUUCGACAACUAGAAGCUCUCUAUGGAGAAACCAGCACUAGUAUUAAUCCAAAUCCUAACCCUAACCCAGCUUCAUUUCCAGAUCCUCAUAAUCUUAAUGUUGAAACUAGUCCUUUCCAAACUCAUCCACACCCAAAUAAUAGUAGUUAUCAAGAAGCCUUUCAUCAACCUCCCCCUUCCAGGCUGUGUGAUAGUCCUAGCCUCUCCAACAAUUCUUCUGCUUUCGAUACUUCUUCAUCGGGCUACAGCAAUCCCAAUGCACCCAUGCCUCCAUUCAUGGAUAACAGCGACUGUGCGGAUAGGACAAUUAACAAAAGAAGGCUUGGGAAACGGAGUUGGAAGACUAAGAUUAAGGAAUUUAUCGAUGCACAAAUGAGGAAGAUCAUGGAGAAACAAGAGGAGUGGAUGGAGAAGAUGAUGAAGUCUAUUGAGCAGAAGGAACAGGAGAGGGUUUUAAGAGAGGAACAAUGGAGGAAAGAAGAAGCUUCUAGGUUCGAGAAAGAGCACAAGUUUUGGGCUAAUGAACGAGCAUGGAUGGAGUCUCGAGAUUCUGCUUUGAUGGAGGCCUUGCACAAAAUAACUGGGAAGGAAUCAAACCAUAAAUCUUCUCCCGAUCAUCACAAUGAUCGCAACAAUGGGAAGAUUGACACUACUGUCAAUCUCACCGGUUGGGGCGAAAAUGAGAUUACACGACUAAUACAACUACGAACAAGCAUGGAAACACGGUUUGAGCAAGGUGGGUACAUGGAAGAGCUUCUCUGGGAGGAAAUUGCCUCGAAAAUGACUUGUUUGGGGUACAACAGGAACGGUAUAUCAUGCAAAACCAAGUGGGAUAGCAUAAAUGAGUUCCUAAUGAGAACCAAGAAGCGAAAAGAGAAUACAAGAAGCUCCAAUUCAUACACUCACCAUAACAACGAAUCUCUUUCUCAUAUCUUUCAUCAUCAGGUGGGAAGCUAUCGCCAAGCCGAUGAACGACUGAUGGCAUCAAAUGAUCAGCAGAAUGAUGCAGGUAGCUAUAGGUUUCUGAUGGGUGAUCCGGAGAAUAUGUGGGAUGGCUAUGGCGUUAAGCUCACCAAGGGUGAUGAUCAUUAGGUUAUGUUUCUUAAGGGUGUGGUAGAAUCUUAGAAGUUUGUUGGCCUUUUAGGAAUGAUGGUUGAUACUUGGACUGUUGGAAGUUGAUAUUUGACCACGUUUCUUAUGGAUAUGAGAUGUGUGAAUAAGGUGAAAUUUGACUUAAGUUUCUUGAUUAUGAUAAA